AGCUCACAGCUGACGUAGUUUCAUAUCCGCAGCCGUCCCGCGUCUCAGGUUAUUUCUUCUUCACACACACAUAUACAUGCAUGUACGUUGUUGUUGUUGAUCUGUGAUUGAGCACGUCAUCGUAGAAUACCACUCGUACGAUCUUUUAUUCUUGUUGUUUCUCUUUCCCUCCUCCUUUACCACAACGGUUAUUCGUUUUAUUCGUUAACAACAAUGUCGUCGUGGAUGGAGAAGUACAGCGUGCACAAGAUGCUCAACACCACGCUGGGGGCCGCGCAGGCCGCGUGGGGAUGGGCCCAGGAGCGUCUGUGGCCCAUCUACUCCGCCGCGAUCGUUCUCUCCCUCUUCCAGAUGAUCGCCAUCGCCUCGGAGAAGCAAAUUAUGGCGGACCACUACUUCGGCGACGUCGACGGCAGCUUCGACACCAAGAAGGAGGAGUUAGUCACGGACGCGAAGAAGCUGUUCAACGAGGAGGUGACGGUGGCGGUGAAGGAACACGUGUGGCAGCUGCCCCCUGCAGCUUUCCGUCGCGAGUACAACAGCCGUCUGGGCAGCGCGUGA
This is a messenger RNA of Leptomonas pyrrhocoris, 561 nucleotides long. RefSeq lists its product as hypothetical. Bases 214 to 561 code for a protein of 115 amino acids. The transcript has a single exon. Lineage: Eukaryota; Euglenozoa; Kinetoplastea; Trypanosomatida; Trypanosomatidae. The record is from RefSeq and is a predicted model, not a curated record.